UCACAUCUAAAGAAAAAAACAAUUUAUAAAAAUGAAUCCCAUUUUUGUGAUCGCUCUGAGUGCCGUCUUCAUGACGCUGGCUGUGGCAACUCCCGUUGAGCUAACCGACGAGCAAAAAGGUUUGAUCAAACAGUACGUCGACCAGUGCACCAAGGAUGUCAAUCUGACCGAAGAGGAGAUUGCCAAGGUGAAGGCCAAGGACUUCAAGAACCCCAGCGAGAAUAUCAAAUGCUUUGCCAACUGCUUCUACGAAAAGGUGGGCACCCUUAAGGACGGCGUCGUCCAAGAUGAGGUUGUGCUCAAGAAGCUGGGCGCCAUCAUUGGCGAGGAAAAGACCCGCGAGGCUCUGGCCAAAUGCAGCAGCAUCAAGGGCGACAACAACUGUGAUACGGCCAACAAAUUGUACGAAUGCUUCGAAUCGUUCAAGCCCAUCGAGAUUAAGGCUUAA
Molecule: messenger RNA, 448 nt
Organism: Drosophila hydei
Lineage: Eukaryota; Metazoa; Arthropoda; Insecta; Diptera; Drosophilidae
Gene: Obp56a
Product: general odorant-binding protein 56a
Exons: 2
Coding region: 32-448 (138 amino acids)
Biological process (GO): sensory perception of smell
Molecular function (GO): odorant binding
Source: RefSeq, a predicted model, not a curated record